CAAAGUUCAGCACAUCAUGGACGAGAUGAUCUCCACAGAGCGGGAGUACGUCCGCUCCCUCAGCUACAUCAUCCAGCACUACUUCCCCGAGAUGGAGCGCCUGGACCUGCCUCAGGACCUGCGCGGGAAGCGGAGCAUCAUCUUCGGGAAUGUGGAGAAACUGUGGGACUUCCACAGCCAGUACUUCCUGAAGGAGCUGGAGGCGUGCGCCCACUCUCCGCUGUCCAUCAGCAGCUGCUUCCUGAGACAC
Austrofundulus limnaeus is the source of this 250-nucleotide messenger RNA. Its product is annotated as pleckstrin homology domain-containing family G member 4B. The record is from RefSeq and is a predicted model, not a curated record. NCBI's taxonomy places the organism in Eukaryota, Metazoa, Chordata, Actinopteri, Cyprinodontiformes, Rivulidae. Gene Ontology annotation, molecular function: guanyl-nucleotide exchange factor activity.